Messenger RNA from Andrographis paniculata, 1656 nucleotides. RefSeq lists its product as uncharacterized. The coding region runs from base 1 to 1656 and encodes 551 amino acids. The transcript has a single exon. The record is from RefSeq and is a predicted model, not a curated record. Lineage: Eukaryota; Viridiplantae; Streptophyta; Magnoliopsida; Lamiales; Acanthaceae.
AUGCAACCAAAUUGCAUCAAAGAGGCAUCCAAAUCCUGCCUCAGCUCUUGCUGGGUAAAGCCUCUGCCCCAUAGCUCCCCUCCCAACUCCGGGACCGAUCCUCGCCAAGACUUUAAUUCAGCCAUACUCUCCUCCAUCCAACCAAAUACCUAUUUCACCAACCAUGAAUCCCUCCCGUCAUUGCAAGAGAUGUUCACCAGCCUGAACAAUGCAAUCCCGAGCUACUCAAACACCGUCCUUGCAGACCAUAUUCGAGCCUUGGAGUAUAGUCAUCUGGCAAACCAUGUCUGUCUCGACUAUACCGGCCACGGGCUGUUUUCAUACUCCCAACUUUACGGCUCGGUGCCAUAUUCCGAAACUGCCUCAUCAUCAUCAAGUGCUGCAGACGCCGCCCCCUUCUUCGACAUCUCAUACAGCUCAGAGAACUUGAAUUCUUACCUGAUCAAUAGAAGCUGCCAAGAAUCAGAAUUCCAAAGGCUGGUGCGAAAACGAAUCAUGAGAUACAUGAAUGUGUUUGAAGAGGAUUACUGGUUAGUGUUCACAGCCAACCAAUCAACAGCAUUCAAGCUCCUGGCAGAUGCUUACCCUUUCCACUCCAAUCAAGAGCUUCUCACCAUGUACGACUACGAGAACGAAGCCGUGCAAGCCAUGAUCGAAAGCUCCAAGAAACGAGGAGCCAGAGCUCAAUCAGCUGUGUUCUCAUGGCCUAACCUGAGAGUCAAUUCUGGAAAACUAAGAAAAGUCAUUGUCAAAAAGAGCAAGCCCAAAAACAGGGGCCUGUUUGUCUUCCCACUCCAAUCCAGAAUGUCUGGAUCAAGAUACUCCUACCAGUGGAUGAACCUGGCCAGGGAAAACGGUUGGCAUGUUCUGCUUGAUGCCUGUGCUUUAGGAGCCAAGGACAUGGAAACCCUAGGCCUCUCCCUUUUCCAGCCCGAUUUCCUCAUCUGCUCAUUCUUCAAAAUCUUCGGACAAAACCCAUCUGGAUUCUGCUCCCUGUUCAUAAAAAAAUCCACUGUCCCACUUCUCAAUCCAUCCUCCACCACCAUGGGAAUCGUAAGCAUUACCCCUGCACUCACCACUAAUAAUGACCCCAAGUCCCUGCCCCUGCCAUUGCUAACGUCUGAGAUAGUAGAAAUGGGCAGCAAGGAAAUCGAAUUCCGGGGCCUGGACCACGCGGACAGGCUGGGCCUGAUUCUGAUCAGCGUUAGGGUUAGGUGCCUGGUGAACUGGCUGGUGAACGCACUGCUCAGUCUACAGCACCCACAUUCUGGGAAGGGGCAGGCCCUGGUGACCAUCCUGGGUCCCAGAAUUAUGCUCGACAGAGGCCCCGCCAUCGCCUUCAACGUGCACGACUGGAAAGGGGAACGGGUCGACCCGAAUUUGGUGCAGAAGCUAGCCGGGCGGAACAACGUUUCCCUGACAAUAGGGUUCUUGGAGAACGUGUGGUUGAAGUCGGAGAAGAAGAAGAAGAAGAAGAAAAUGAGGAGGAAGAAGAAAGGGGGGCUGUGGGCGGCUUCGAUUUGGGUUGGAAUGAUGAAUAAUUUUGAGGAUGUGUAUAAAGUUUGGAGAUUCGUUGCCAAGUUUUUGGACGCCGAUUUUAUGGAGAAAGAGCGGUGGCGUUACACUGCCAUUGAUCAGUCCACUGUAGAGGUCUGA